Recurvomyces mirabilis is the source of this 756-nucleotide messenger RNA. RefSeq lists its product as uncharacterized. Bases 1 to 756 code for a protein of 251 amino acids. NCBI's taxonomy places the organism in Eukaryota, Fungi, Ascomycota, Dothideomycetes, Mycosphaerellales, Teratosphaeriaceae. The record is from RefSeq and is a predicted model, not a curated record. The transcript has a single exon.
AUGGCAUUAUUGCUGCGCUGUCUUCUCUCCAGCCAGUCGUGGAGCGAGCACUUCGAUAUCUCGGAUAAGGCAUGCGAGGAGAGGCAGUUUCAGGACCUUCUCAGGAAGAGGAGGAAGAGGAAGAAGGAGAACAAUGCUUCGAUUGAGGCGAACGACGAUUUGGUGCCUGUAAUAGACACCUCGGCCAGCGAGAGCGAUAGGGAGGGAUCCGACCUGCACGACAAGCCAAAUACCACGCCAGCCCGGGACGACGAACUCUCGAGCCUCGCAGAGCCUGCGAUCAAGGAGCCAUCCUCUCCGAAGCAUAAGUCAGUCACACGUCUCACGUGGCUGGUCUCCUUCCUGUAUGCGGCCAGACAUCUCGCCCUCACCUUGCUCCUUCACAACGUCACAAUCUGGAAUAACUCCAACCUGAAUGUCGCAUCCAGCAGCGCGCUGGCUACCACACUAUUCGUGAUGGGGACGGUGGCUUUGCUCCCGCUCGCUUUGGUCUAUAGGUGUGUACGGGCUGUGCGGAAAUACAGAGCGAAGGUAGCGUGUAAUGAGGCGGCACCGGAAUUGGGUGCGAUGGAAUUGGUAGGAGAGACAACCGGGGAGGUUCACGAGGGGCGUUGUCAGGUAGUCAAUGUGUGUUUCUCGUCGAGUGCUAGGUGUCAAGGAGGUGUUGCAGAUGUAGGUUUAUCUCGUAGUGCACUGCUUGAUCAAGGCAUGAAUAUCUGGCCUGGCUAUUCCUGUGGUCAUUUGCAGAGAGUGUAA